GAAACACUGUCGGUGUUUGUUUGACGAUGUAUAAAGUUGUAUGCCUGGCCGUGGUGUGGAGUAGUUAAACUGGUGUGAAGAAGACGACACAGCUGGCUAGCUUCGUUUUUAACAACUGCUGUAAUCUUCGAAGGAAAUAAUGGGGUCAUCCAAGAAACACAAGGAGAAGAGCCGCGACAAGGAUACAGAAGAACGCCGUCGUGAACAUAAGAAACAUCGUCAUAAGGACCGAGACGCUACAGACCGAGAUGGGACAAGGGAUAAAGAUAAAGAUAAACGAAAACGCUCCAGGUCCCGGGAAAGAAGCGGGAGAGAGGGCCGUAGCAAAGGUGAGAGGAGCACCGGGGAGCCACGGGUGAAGAAGGAGAAAGUUGAUCUUGGGUAUGAAGGAAGCAAGGCAGAAAUUGCACCUCAGUCUGCAAGCGGAGAUGCGUCUCUCAGCAUCGAGGAGACAAACAAACUCAGAGCCAAGCUGGGGUUGAAGCCUCUGGAAUUAGAGGUGGAAAAGAAGGAGCUCGGCACCAAAGAAGAUCCUAAGGUGGCAGAGACCAUCAACCCUGUUCUCAUCAAGAAGCAGAAAGAUAUGAGAGAGAAGCUUGCUGCUAUGAAAGAAAAACGCAUCCAGAAUCUGAAACUGGGAAAAGUCAAGACCAUAGCCGAGGAGGACUGGCUGGAUGACACCACUGCCUGGGUAGAGAGAAGCAGGCUGAUGGCAAAAGAGAAAGAAAUGGCGGAGAAAAGAGCCAAAGUUCUGCAAGAGAUGGAUGAGGAGUUUGGCGUCAGCAGUCUGGUGGAGGAGGAGUUUGCACAUGGCAAAAAAGAUGCCUACACAGCUAAAGAUCUAAAGGGACUCAAAGUGCAGCACAAGGUGGAUUCCUUCAAUGAGGGCCAGACUAUCAUCCUGACUCUACAAGACAAAGGUGUGCUCGUAGAGGAGGAAGAUGUGCUUGUAAAUGUUAAUCUUAUCGACAGGGAAAGAGCAGAGAAGAAUGUGGAGUUAAAAAAGAAGAAGCCUGAAUACAAGCCCUAUGAAGAAGAUGAGAGUGUGGAUGACAUGGUCGCGUUCAAGCCCAAAACUGUACUGUCAAAGUAUGAUGAGGAAAUUGAGGGUGAAAAGAAAAAGAGUUUCCGGCUGAAUACAGGAGGCUUUGCUGACGGGGAGCGAGAGCGGGAGAUUCAGGCCAUGAGAGAAGCUCUGCGAGACCAGGCCCAGUCUUUGGAGAUGCCGGCUCUCUCUAUUGCCUCGGAGUAUUACACACUUCAGGAAAUGACGGGCUUUAAAAAGACAAAAAAGCGUGUGAGAAAGAUCAGGAAGAAGGACAAGCUGACAGUUGCAGACGAGCUUGCUGUCGACACCCGCAGCACUGACUUUGGCUCCAGGGCCCGUGGUCGCGGCCGCAGACAGCUGGAAGAAGGGAGUGAGGAAGUAAAGCCGGUGGAGCUGGUCAAACUGUCCCAUGAUAUCCCCCUUUUGUCUGAUGACGUUAGAAUGGCCGAAAUGGACAUUAGUGAUGAGGAUGACUUUACACCUCCAGAGCCUGCUGUAAUUGAGGAGGAUGAGGCCGAGCAGGAGCUGCAGAAACAACUGGAGAAAGGGAGGAAGCUGAGGCAAAAGCAGCUUCUCAAAGACUCUGGGGAGAAGGUGGCUGAGAAGAUUAAAGAGCUUGAUAAAGCCAGUCCUGACGACGAUCCUGAGAUGAAGAAUAACAUUGUUUUCAACGACAUCUCAGAGUUUUGCAGAACACUGGGUGAUAUUCCAACGUAUGGGCUCUCGGGCAAUAGAGAAGACCAAGAGGAAAUUAUUGACUUUGAGGAGAAGGAAGAGAAAGAUGAUGCUGGAGAUCCAGACUCGGACAUGGAUGAGAAUAUUGGAUGGAGCACAGUAAAUUUGGAUGAGGAGCAGAAAGCGCCAGACUUCUCCACUGCCUCUGCCACCAUUUUGGAUGAGGAGCCCAUUGUCAGCUCGGGGCUUGCUGCUGCGUUGCACCUGUGCAAAAACAAAGGUCUAUUGGACACUGAAAUGCAGAAGAUGUCCCGUGUCAGAGCCACAAAAGGCGCCUUGCCAAAUGACAACUACUGCAUUGAGGAUAAGGUGGGCUUUGAUGACAAAUACAGUCGCAGAGAAGAAUACAGAGGCUUCACUCAAGAUUUCAAGGAUAAAGACGCCUAUCAGCCUGAGGUCAAGAUUGAGUAUGUGGAUGAAUCUGGGCGGAGACUCACUCCAAAAGAAGCUUUCAGGCAGCUUUCACAUCGAUUCCACGGGAAAGGGUCUGGAAAAAUGAAGACCGAGAGGAGGAUGAAAAAGCUGGAGGAAGAAGCCCUGCUGAAGAAGAUGAGCAGCAGUGACACUCCUCUGGGGACGGUGGCGUUGCUUCAGGAGAAGCAGAAAUCUCAGAAAACCCCUUACCUUGUGCUUAGUGGGAGUGGGAAAAGUAUGAAUGCAAAUAACAUCACCAAAUGAGUCUGGGGGAAGAGCGAAUUAUGUUUAACGCAAACACACACUGACACAUACAUGGACAUACACAUACGAUGUUUUAAGUAAAGUAACUGCUCCUAUUUCAUGCCUACUUCAUACAAUCUGUAGUGUUGUAGUAAAGAUUUGUCCAAUAAAAUUAAGGCAAAUUUAGAUCGAUGUUUAAUUGUUUUCUUUGUUGCUAACUUGCAAGGGUAAAGAGUAACUCAGAGGAAUUAUCUUAUGAUGAGAACCUACUUUUUGUAUGUAACACUUUUAAAUGCUUUUGUUUAGGUUAAUGACAGCUUUUGCAUAUUUUGUGGAAUGAGUAUUAUAAUGGGUUCAUUAGUAAUGAACAAGGCAAUAUAUGUUUAUCAAAAGGUUUAAAAUGCAUUUUUGUUUUUAUUGGUAGCAAAAGUAGAUGGCAAAUUCAAUUCUGUAAUUUUUUUUUAAUAAAAUGUGAAC
This is a messenger RNA of Trematomus bernacchii (emerald rockcod), 2917 nucleotides long. It is a transcript of the gene sart1, whose product is annotated as spliceosome associated factor 1, recruiter of U4/U6.U5 tri-snRNP. The transcript has 2 exons. The record is from RefSeq and is a predicted model, not a curated record. Gene Ontology annotation, biological process: maturation of 5S rRNA; mRNA cis splicing, via spliceosome. Gene Ontology annotation, cellular component: U4/U6 x U5 tri-snRNP complex. Lineage: Eukaryota; Metazoa; Chordata; Actinopteri; Perciformes; Nototheniidae. Bases 140 to 2461 code for a protein of 773 amino acids.